Oncorhynchus tshawytscha (Chinook salmon) is the source of this 1672-nucleotide messenger RNA. RefSeq names its product transmembrane protein 150A. The record is from RefSeq and is a predicted model, not a curated record. The coding region runs from base 759 to 1532 and encodes 257 amino acids. The transcript is spliced from 7 exons. NCBI's taxonomy places the organism in Eukaryota, Metazoa, Chordata, Actinopteri, Salmoniformes, Salmonidae.
UGACGUCCGAGAAUGAUGAUUGUCUCACACACACACCACACGCACGUAUACUCUUUGUUUAUUUAUCUUAUCGCACUUUUUUGAUAGGUUUGAAUAACUGCAUCUGUUUGAACAAUGGCAUAUUUCGAGAUUGCAUGGGAGAGAGACACUUUAUUGUAGUAUUGUAGUGAGGCAGUAUUUGGAAAAACAAGAGUACAGCACAUUUAGAAAUAGAGAAGAAAAUAACAAAAUAUGUCGCAGAUCACUGAUAAGCUACUGGGAUGUAUUGUCUUGUAAUUUUAUUCUUUUUUUUUCCUUCAAAAAGCUCUCCUUCGUGGGAGGAGUUAGGUGCAACAGCUGGCUCUCUUUACAUACUUUUUCGCAGCGGAGACAGACACAUCUCCCGAAGCAACAAAAAAAAAAGGCGGACGAUUGAACAGCAGCAUUAAAUCUGAUCUCGCCUCUCUUUAACACAGGAAUUGUAUAUGAUUUGCUUCGAAACACGUUAAGCACACGACCAGAGAAGAAAUCGACACUUCUGGAAAAUGUUCUGGGACAUAUCUUUUUCCGGAUUUGGGAGAACUAGCUACAGAUCUUGAACGAUUUCCUAGAAAGAUUCUUAAUCAGUCCUGAUGUUUGCUAUGGAAGGCAUGCCUGUUAUGGACUGCCUGAAGGACUUCAAUCACUGAAGUUGAAGAGGGAGAGAGAAGUGGAUUUAUCCCAUUUUUUCCUCGGGAGGUACAGGUACCUAGUGGACCACAUAGACCAAAGUGAUCAACAUGUCUAUUUGGGUGAUCAUACCCAUCAGCCUUCCUGUCCUCACCAUCACUGGGAUAUGGGUUGUGCUGUAUAAUCAGUCGUGUGAGGAGAAGCUGUCUCUACAGAGGGGUCCUGAGCUGUGCUGUACCCUGGACAAUGUCCCACUCAUCAGUAAGUGUGGCACCCUUCCCCCUGAGAGUUGCUUCUUCAGCCUCAUCUGCAGUACCGGAUCCUUCAUGGUGAUUUUGAUAGGGCUGCUGCGGUAUGCCCACGUCAUAGAGAAGCACCAGAACUGUGUCCUUAACACUGCCGGCCUUUCCACUGGCUGGAUCUGUGCUGCAGGACUCAUUAUGGUGGGCAACUUCCAGGUGGAUUAUGCCAAAGUGCUUCACUACGUGGGUGCAGGGGUGGCUUUUCCCACCAGUAUCCUGUUUGUGUGUCUGCAGUCAGCCCUGACCUACCGGCUGGCGAAGACCCAGAGAGAAUAUAACGUGGGCCACCUUCGACUGGGGAUGAGCUUGCUAGCCUUCAUCACCCUGGUCUUCAGCGGUGUCUUCUUUGUCCAGGAGAGCUUUGCCCUGCAACACGCCUCCGCCAUCUUUGAGUGGCUCUUCUGCAUCAUCAUCAUGCUCUUCUUUGGGACCUUUGCCUUUGAGUUUGGGGACAUGUCCGGGGAUACCCUUAUGGUGCUGGCCAGAGGGGGUGUCCAGGGAUUUUCCAGCAGUGACCACAAGGCCGAGGAGGCAGGAGGGCCCAACCACCACUACCAACCAGAUGGCAUAGCAAUGCUGUAGGCCUAUCAAAGGCAGGCUUCUGUGCCCACUGACCAAUCACAAACAGGGUUGGAGUGGGAAGAGUGGAUCACUGACCAAUCAUAGACCACCAAAGGGCAUGAGGACGACGCACCCUCCAAAUGGACCUGCUCGGUAUUGCA